AGUCCAUCGAAACGACCGCCUUAUAGUUGACGCAGUAGGACAACAAGUCGGAAUACGAUUCCAGGAUUCGUGCGCUUGCGUACCGUCUUCUUCAACAACUAAAAUUACUAACUUUAGGAUAAGAGUCCCGUGUAUCGGUGCUUUAUAUCUGUCACACAAACAAACAAAGGAAGCUUCCGGAAGAGGGGCGUCUUCUGAACUUUGCAUUACUAGUAAGGAGUCGCUCAUAUGAGCUGGUGGCGGCAAUAAAUAUCCGUAGAGACUCUUGUACGCACCCACACUAAUUUACACACCGCCCUAAGUAUACCCGGCUUGAUCCGCAAAUGCAUCUGCUGUAAAAUUUCUUGAAAGUCACGUGAUAUUAACGUUGCUAAUCUACGUCAAUAACAGUUGUGAGUGUGGGCACUGAUAAGAGAUACGGCAGGAAGGAAUUUUUAUCAAUUGUUUGAAAGUCAAAAUGGGUGUCGACGUACAAACAUACCGUGCAAAAAUUGGUACAUUUAGACAUUCCUGUGGAGUGGAUGUUGUUACCAUUGUUUGCGUUACAAACUUUAGCCGCUGUUUAAGGACUGUGGGUUGUGUUCUUUUCAUUGGAAUUCUGUUGAUGAUGGCUGGGGUUGAGACAAAUCCAGGACCUAGGGACUCGGACCAAGCUAAAGAUUCAGAUGAAAUAAUACCAGAAAAUGAAGUUUUUCCAAAGGUCCAGACAAUCGCAGAAACAGACCGAGCCAAAUAUCUAGAUAAAAUGAUACCGGAAAAUGAAGAUAUUCCACAGAUCCAGACAAUCACAGAGAAAGACCAAGCAAAAGAUUCAGAUGAAAUUAUACCGGAGAGUGAAGUUUUUCCAAAGGUCAUGACAAUCACUGAAAAAG
Messenger RNA from Mercenaria mercenaria, 872 nucleotides. RefSeq lists its product as uncharacterized. The record is from RefSeq and is a predicted model, not a curated record. NCBI's taxonomy places the organism in Eukaryota, Metazoa, Mollusca, Bivalvia, Venerida, Veneridae. The transcript is spliced from 5 exons. The annotation marks the transcript as partial.